Molecule: messenger RNA, 1795 nt
Organism: Microtus ochrogaster (prairie vole)
Lineage: Eukaryota; Metazoa; Chordata; Mammalia; Rodentia; Cricetidae
Gene: C1qtnf12
Product: C1q and TNF related 12
Biological process (GO): negative regulation of gluconeogenesis; positive regulation of insulin receptor signaling pathway; positive regulation of D-glucose import across plasma membrane
Molecular function (GO): hormone activity
Source: RefSeq, a predicted model, not a curated record
GCUAACUUAGGAGAGAGGCCUGGGGACAGAUGGUAGAGGUUCAACCCGUGACUGGUGUAGACAAGUUAGACCAGCAGCCUCUACUUGCUCUGCUUUUCCAGAGAUCAGCCUGGUAGGCCUCAUGGAAGUAGAGGAGGAUCACUGGCUGUGGGAGGGGCAGGCAACCAGGUGGUGGAGAUGCUCUCCUCCAGUGCCCUGUGUUGCAGGUUUAGAGUAGGGGCUGCAUCUGGUGAAUGAGGUGUAUGUGAGGAGGUUUGGGAGAUUUGUAGAAAGCUUCCUAAAAUGAAUGAAUCACUUGGGAAUCACAGUGAGCCCUGAAGGUAUGAAAGAUGCCACAGAGUUGAUGCUGACAGCACCCCUACCCCCACCUCUAGCUUAACUAAAUAAAAAUCUUGCUGAAAAGAGACCAGGGAACUGCUUGUGCAGGGGAGAUGCAGCCCUGCUCCUCCUACUUCUUUAAAAGGGGUGAUUGAAUCACUGGUCGCGGGGGUCCCGCCCUUGCCCUGCCCCGCCUUCCAGGCAGUGGAUGAGCCCUGUGUGAACCCUCCCCUUGGAGCCUGAGAGGCUUAGAAAGGAGGGAGGGCUCAUUUGGUGGUGGGGCACCGGCAAGGGUACUAUGCAGGAGGGGAGGUUGGUGGAGACAGUAGCUCUCUGCUGUGCUCUGGCUCAUCCUGCAGACGUGCACCAGCGGCAGCCGGGCUCGUUUUUGGGCCUCGCCCCCGCGCAGGGGCUUUGAAUGCGGCCGCCCCCAUGAGAACAUUGGCCUGGCCUCCUAUCCGUAAGCCUUUGCCUGUGGAAACUGAGCCAUGUGGGCCUGGGCUUGGGCCACAGCAGCCCUUCUCUGGCUGCAGACUGCAGGAGCGGGGUCACGGCAGCUGGCCAUUGGUGUGGAGUCCCCUAAUAUCACCACACCCAACCGCGAGGGAUUGCCAGGCUUCUUCAAGCCACCAGAGGUCUCUGGACCUGAACUCUCAGAUGCCCACAUGACAUGGCUGAACUUUGUCCGCCGGCCAGAUGAUGGGGCCACUAGGAAACGGUGCCGUGGCCGGAAUAAGAAGUCGCGAGGCCUCUCGGGUCUCCCAGGGCCCCCGGGACCCCCUGGCCCUCCUGGUCCACCUGGUUCCCCUGGUAUGGAAGUCACCCCAGAGGUCCUGCUGCAGGAAUUUCAGGAGAUGCUGAAAGAGGCCACGAAACUUCGAUUCUCAGGGCUACCAGAUACAUUGUUACCCCAAGAACCCAGCCAUCGGCUGGUGGUUGAGGCCUUCCACUGCCGCUUGAAAGGUCCUGUGCUGGUGGACAAGAAGACACUGGUGGAGCUGCAAGGAUUCCAGACUCCUACUGCCCAGGGUGCCUUCCUGCGGGGAUCUGGCCUGAGCCUGGCCUUGGGCCGAUUCACAGCACCAGUCUCUGCCAUCUUCCAGUUUUCUGCCACCCUGCACAUUGACCACAGUGAGCUACAGGGCAGAGGCCGGUUGCGUACCCGGGACACUAUCCGUGUCCUCAUCUGUAUUGAGUCCCUGUGUCAUCAACACACGUCCCUGGAGGCUGUAUCAGGCCUGGAGAGCAACAGCAGGGUCUUCACAGUGCAGGUUCAGGGGCUGUUGCAGCUACAGUCUGGACAGUAUGUCUCCGUGUUCGUGGACAACAGUUCUGGGGCCGUCCUCACCAUCCAGAACAGCUCCAGUUUCUCUGGACUGCUUUUGGGUACGUAGGGGAGCUGAAAACACAAUGAUUGAGGAGGAACUACAAGGACUGCUCCCCAUUAAUAAUUGUCACAACAAUAAAGAGCUCCGGA